UUUUUUUUUUGUAUUCAAAAAAUUCGUUGGUUCUUUUUUCACAUUGCGAUAACAUAUGCGUGAUGUGUGUGCGUGUGUGAUUGGAAAACAUUUUUUCCUAUAUAAUCGAUUUGGUUUAUAAUCGAAUUGCCUUUUUAAAUAGUGUUAUCAUUCAAUAAUGCGUGUGGAAAAAAUACACACACACACAUCCUUGAUGAUGAUGAUGCUAUAGUAGCAGUAGCUGUUGAAGUCGAUAUCUCAAGACAAGAUAAGGAUUUUGAAUGGAAUGGAUUGGAAUGUAAUGAAUGGCCACUUUACUGCAUUUCGAACAUUAUCAUUUUGAACAUCAUCAACAAUACAUCGUGUGUGUGUGUGUGAAAGUUGAAAAUUUUAAAUUUUUUCCUGUAUGUUUCUUCUUGAGCUUUUUACUUUUUCGUCGUUGAUUUGAAAAUGAAUUCCGAUGAAUUUCGUCAAGCAGCCAAACAAUUAACGGAUUAUAUUGCUGAUUAUAUUGAAGGUCUACGUACCAGGUCUGUCGUACCGGAUGUUGAACCGGGCUAUCUGAAUGAAUUGGUACCGGAUGCACCGCCAGAACAAGGUGAACCAUGGAUCAAUCUAUUCAACGAUAUCGAACCGGUCAUUAUGAAAGGCAUGACACAUUGGCAUUCACCCCGUUUCCAUGCAUAUUUUCCAACGGCCAAUUCAUAUCCAGCAAUUUGUGGUGAUAUGCUUUCCACGGCAUUGGCUUGUAUUGGUUUCACUUGGAAUGCAGCACCUUCAUGUACGGAACUAGAAAUGCGUAUGAUGGAUUGGCUUGCACAAAUGCUUGGACUACCAGAUUAUUUUCAUUUUAAAAAUGGUGGACCUGGCGGCGGUGUCAUCCAAACAACAGCCAGUGAAUCCACUUUGAUCGCAAUACUUGGUGCACGUACAAAAAUUCUUCAAAAAUAUGGUUUAGAUAAUAAAAUUACCAAUAAUGAUGAUGACGAUGACGAAAAUGGUGAAAAUAAAGAUUCAAAACGUUAUGAUUUACUUGGUCGUAUGGUAGCCUAUACAUCGAAUCAAUCACAUUCAAGUGUAGAAAAAGCAUCAAUGUUGAGUGCAACAAGAAUUCGUCUCUUACCGGUUAAUGAUGAAGAUUUUUCGAUGGACGUCGAUGCGUUACGAAGAAGGAUCGUUGCCGAUCAUGAACGUGGUUUAAUACCAAUGAUCGUUAUUGCAACAUUAGGUACAACCAAUACCUGUGCAUUCGAUGAUCUUUACAAAAUUGGUCAAUUAUGUUCUGAAUUUGAAAUAUGGCUACAUGUGGAUGCUGCUUAUGCUGGAUCAGCAUUUGUUUGUCCAGAGCUUCGUCAUUAUAUGAAUGGUAUAGAGUAUGCAACAUCAUUCACAGUGAAUCCACAUAAAUGGCUUUUGGUCAAUUUUGAUUGUAAUGCAUUCUGGGUAAAAGAUAAAAGUCUUAUCGAGGAUGCAUUCAAUGUGAAUCCAGUAUAUCUUAAACAUGAAAAUCAGAAUCGUAUUCUUGAUUAUCGGCAUUGGCAAAUACCAUUAGGAAGACGAUUCCGGUCAUUGAAAAUGUGGUUCGUAUUCCGUAGCUAUGGAGUGGAUGGAUUACAAAAACAUAUACGAAAGCAAAUAGAAUUGGCACAAUUAUUUGGACAACUAUUAAAAACUGAUGAACGUUUUGAAUUGAUUGAUGAAAUUCGUAUGGGAUUGGUUUGUUUUCGGCUACGAGGAUCAAAUGAAAUGAAUGAAAAAUUAUUACAGACAAUAAAUCAUGGUAGAGAAAUAUUUUUAACACCAUCUAAAGUGAACGAUAAAUUCAUCAUACGUUUUGCCAUUUGUGCACGUACUACAAACGAAAAUGAUGUGUUUUAUUCUUGGAGUUUGAUCAGACAAUAUGCUGAACAUUUGUUUGAUCUUUGAUGAAUGAUGAGCACAAAUAUAUAAAAAUAAAAAUUUUAUUUUACGUUUGUAA
Dermatophagoides farinae (American house dust mite) is the source of this 1957-nucleotide messenger RNA. Its product is annotated as aromatic-L-amino-acid decarboxylase. Lineage: Eukaryota; Metazoa; Arthropoda; Arachnida; Sarcoptiformes; Pyroglyphidae. Gene Ontology annotation, biological process: carboxylic acid metabolic process; serotonin biosynthetic process; catecholamine metabolic process. Gene Ontology annotation, molecular function: aromatic-L-amino-acid decarboxylase activity; pyridoxal phosphate binding. Gene Ontology annotation, cellular component: cytoplasm. The record is from RefSeq and is a predicted model, not a curated record.